CUUUCGUUGGAGAUAUCUGUUACAUCACCUACGAGUAACCGAUUGUUGUACAACUUCUCCGUUGAUUCCUUGCCCUUCCCACCCACCCCUUCCCCGUUUGAUUUCUCUUCCUCCUUUUCCCGCUGUAUAAAUUGGAACCCAAAUUCUGAAAUCCUCAUACGAUUUCAGCUGCCUAAGAGAUUUUCAGCGCCAAUGGCAUUCAGAAGCGUCUCCUUCCAUUCUACAGCACCCAUUUCUCAUCUUCAAAGAUUCAAAGACUURCAGUCUUUUGGUGGAAUCAACCACAUUAAACCAUACACAGCAACUGGCCUUGUUUCUGAAUUAGCCUCAAACUGCAAUGCAAGCAAAUUGUUUUUGGGCACCAGGGGAUCAGUCCAAACAAGAGCUGCAGUUAUACCUGGAGAAGGAGGAAUUCUGUCUUCUUCCAAUGGCAAUGCUGUAGUUGCUAAUGAUACCAUCCUCGAGAAUCAGCCAGAUUCAGCUUCUAUAAGUAAUAGCUUUCCUGUUGACGAAGACGAAUAUGAUUUUGAUCGUCCAACAGAAGGUUUUGCUUCUGUCGCAGAUGCCAUUGAAGAUAUUCGCCAGGGGAAGAUGGUGCUUGUUGUCGAUGAUGAAGAUAGAGAAAACGAAGGAGAUUUGAUAAUGGCAGCGCAGGCUGCAACUCCUGAGGCCAUGGCUUUCAUUGUAAAGUAUGGAACGGGAAUUGUUUGUGUGGCGAUGAAAGGUGAAGAUCUAGAGAGGUUACAGAUUCCCCUCAUGGUGAACGAAAAGGAGAACGAGGAGAAACUCUGUACUGCUUUUACAGUGACAGUGGAUGCAAGAGAAGGUACAACCACUGGAGUCUCGGCCAGUGAUAGGGCAAUAACAGUACUGAAACUUGCAUCAAGAGAUUCAAAACCUUAUGAUUUUAAGCGGCCUGGCCAUAUCUUUCCACUCAAGUACAGGGAAGGUGGUGUUUUGAAGAGAGCUGGACACACCGAAGCAUCUGUCGAUCUUGCAAUGCUUGCCGGAUUAGAUCCAGUUGGUAUUCUUUGUGAGGUGGUUGAUGAAGAUGGUUCCAUGGCUAGGUUACCGAAACUUCGUGAAUUUGCUCAACGGGAAAACUUGAAGAUCAUUUCCAUUGCUGAUUUAGUCAGGUAUCGGAGGAAGAGAGAUAGAUUAGUCGAAUGUGUUGGAGGUGCUGCUCGCAUGCCAACUACAUGGGGACCAUUUCAGGCAUAUUGUUACAGAUCUAUCUUGGAUAAUGGCAUUGAGCACAUUGCAAUGGUUAAGGGUGAUAUUGGCGAUGGACAAGAUAUUCUGGUGAGGGUGCACUCCGAAUGCCUCACUGGAGAUAUUUUCGGAUCAGCUAGAUGCGACUGUGGAAACCAACUUGCUCUGGCGAUGCAACUGAUCGAGGCAGCAGGCAGGGGUGUGUUGGUGUAUCUCCGCGGACAUGAAGGUCGGGGCAUCGGUUUGGGCCACAAACUUCGUGCGUAUAACUUGCAAGAUGAGGGGCGGGAUACUGUUGAAGCCAAUGAGGAACUGGGACUGCCAGUUGAUUCUCGUGAAUAUGGCAUUGGUGCACAGAUUCUAAGGGAUCUUGGGGUGAGAACAAUGAAGCUGAUGACAAACAAUCCCAAAAAGUACAUAGGACUGAAGGGGUAUGGGUUGGCAGUUUCAGGGCGAGUUCCCCUGAUAACCCCAAUUACAAAGGACAACAGGAGAUACCUCGAGACGAAGCGCGCCAAAAUGGGGCACGUCUACAACUUGGAUAUCGGUGGUAGAUUUAGAAAUCUGAUCGAGGAGCACGAAAAAUCGAAUGGCAAUGCAAGUGCAUCGAGUGAUGCCGUGGCUUAAACUCGAGCAAGUGAUGUGGAGAAUGAGAAAAAAAAGUUCAUCUAUGGGAGUGAAAUGGUGCAGCAGCUGCUGGCUGACCCAUAAGCAAAAUGAAGAUGAAGCCUAAGUUGUACUUGUACUGAAACUGGGGUACCAUGACUAUUAAUUUCGUUUCAUUUGUUGCAUUCAAACUAGUUUAAUUUUCGGGAAACAUUUGUGACCGUGAAUUAUAUAAUAUGCUAUGCUUAAAUUUAGAAUUGAA
Momordica charantia (bitter melon) is the source of this 2080-nucleotide messenger RNA. Its product is annotated as bifunctional riboflavin biosynthesis protein RIBA 1, chloroplastic. NCBI's taxonomy places the organism in Eukaryota, Viridiplantae, Streptophyta, Magnoliopsida, Cucurbitales, Cucurbitaceae. The record is from RefSeq and is a predicted model, not a curated record. Gene Ontology annotation, biological process: riboflavin biosynthetic process. Gene Ontology annotation, molecular function: 3,4-dihydroxy-2-butanone-4-phosphate synthase activity; GTP cyclohydrolase II activity. Gene Ontology annotation, cellular component: chloroplast.